This is a messenger RNA of Acytostelium subglobosum LB1, 4632 nucleotides long. RefSeq lists its product as hypothetical. Lineage: Eukaryota; Evosea; Eumycetozoa; Acytosteliales; Acytosteliaceae. Gene Ontology annotation, biological process: mRNA catabolic process. Gene Ontology annotation, cellular component: exosome (RNase complex); P-body. The transcript has 17 exons. The coding region runs from base 1 to 4632 and encodes 1543 amino acids. Gene Ontology annotation, molecular function: helicase activity; RNA binding; 3'-5'-RNA exonuclease activity. The record is from RefSeq and is a predicted model, not a curated record.
AUGAAGCUCUAUAAGACUGUUGAGUGCCAAACCGUACAAAAGAAGAUGAUCUGUAUCAAAGAUAGAGAUUGUUUCUACUAUCACAAACAUGAGGAGAUGAGAAGAAGUCCAUAUGGUCCUGAUGGAGUAACAAUCGUAUACUCUCACACCACGUGUCAAGAGAAGUGUGGCAAGCCAAAUUGUAAAUAUGCACAUAACGAUGUCGAGGUUAUGUACCAUCCAUACAUAUAUAAGACCAAGCCGUGUAAUGACCAUGAUGGACACAACAAGACCUGCAAGAAGGGACGAUGGUGUGCCUUUGCCCAUGGAGAGGAUGACCUCAGAGUGGUAGCAAGGUUCAACAACAGCAACGGGGUUGGCAAUGGCAGUGUCAAUGGCACCAACGGUUGCAGCAACGGAGCCUCCAAUGGUCUGAAUGGAAGUGGCAAUAUAAAGAAUGGCUAUCGCUCUGUUCCACUCACAACUGUCAAUGGUAUCCUCAACACCUCGGUUCUCAGCACCAACCUCCAGUCCAGUGUCAAUGAGUUGUCCCCAAACUCCUUGCUCUAUCCGGACUACUAUGACAGUCACACCCUUCAAAUGAAGAGUCUCACGAUAAGAUAUGGAGUUCUCAAGGUUGACAAGGAGAACAAUCUCAACGCAUAUCUUGACCUGUCCGCCAGCGUCUCACCAUCCAGUGACGCGCAGAACAAUCCCAACGAGAGGGUUGUCAUCACUGGACUGCUCAACCGCAACCGUGCAUUCGAUGGAGAUAUAGUCGCUGUUGACCUCUCCUCAGUGGAUGAUCCUGGACUCAUCCAAGGCCUCCGUGUCGCUCAAGAGCAUCUGGACCGGGCUGUCGAGCACAUCCAUACUCAUGGACUACCCUCGGACUCACACCUCAAACAACACGCGAACCUGGACGCCGCCAGGGAGGGACGAGUCGUAUCCAUCAUCAGUGCCAACCAUAGACAGACCUACACAUGUGUCCUGAGGAAGAGCAUUGGUGAUAUUGCAUACCUGGCACCAGUUGACCACCGGUUGAUUGGAGCUAUUGCCACCAUAUCCAUGAGAUCGAUGUCCAACUCCAAGGGCACGCGCGACUACUAUGAAGUCACUGUACAGGGUUGGCCAGCCAACCAACCAUUCCCAUUGUGCCAGGUAACCAAUGCCGUGGCCUGCAUCGAUGAGCUAUCGCAGAGUGUAUCAAUAUUGAAGUCUGAGAAUAAGCUAAACGUUCCAUUCUCCGAUCAAACCGAGUCAGAGGUCAAGUUAAUCAGCUUGAAGGCGAUGAACAUCAACAAUGUCCAACAGAGAAAGGACCUACGUAAUAUGUUGACCUUCUCUGUGUCACACAAGCCCGAGAUACAAACACUCUUCUCCUGUUGCCAGUUGUCAAACGGUAACAUCAAAUACUACGUCCAUGUGACUGAUGCAUCAUUCUACAUCAAGGCCAAGUCUGUCAUCGAUAAUGAAGCCUCUGCUAGAGGUAGCCAAAUCGAUAUGGGCAGCUACACAUCACACAUCCUUCCAGCUGAUGUCAUCAAGACAUUGAGCCUGCAGCCUGGAAAGGACUGUUGUGCCAUCACUAUUGAGUGGGAGAUGCACAACAAUCAACCGACGAGCGAGAACUAUGUAUAUCAAUCAGUGGUCAGCUCGUCGGGCAACCUCACCUAUGACGAUGUUAGAGGUAUCAUCGAGAAUGAUACGCUUGAGCACACCAAGAUGAUCAAGCAGCAAGCACAUCGUGUCAGGGACCUCAUUGGAGACAUCAAGAGACUCUACAACAACAUGAAGUUGUUCCACAACAAAUACCGAGACUCCUCACUCACGCCACUCACUGGCGAGACGUCCAUCUACCACGACCUGACCGACCAGAUCAAGCAGAUUGCCAACUACAUUGCAUGCAACGUCAAGAAUCUCCAUCAUGUGAUCUAUGUCAAGUCGAUCCAAGAUCUGCCACCAAAGGUCGCCGAGCAUCUCAAGAGCAGCCACGAGAAGCAUUCAAUCAAGAUGAACACCAACCAAUGCACCAUGGCUCAGUUGUUGGGUGACCUUGAUGGCCAUGUAAUGGCUCAGCAAUACAUCCUCCAGCUGGACAAGCAGACCAGGGUCAGUAGCUACUCGACCAAGGAAGGCAAAUACCUCCAAUAUCCAUUCUCCAUGGAUAUCACCAGUCCGCUCACGAACUACGCCGAUCUACACAACCAGAGGAUGCUCGUCGCCGCCAUCAACUCUACAAUCAACCCCGACAGUCUGUUGUCAGACCAUAAGACCGUGAGCCUCCCUGACAAGUUCCAAUCUCUUGUCGAAUUGACCAAUCACCUGGAGAUGUGCCAGUCAUUGAAGACCAGGGUGGAGAGACUCUUUGAGGGUUCAAUCAUUGGCAUUUGGAUCGAGAAUAUUGGCAAGACACUCUACAUUGAUCUGCGCUACAUCAAUGGAUGCACAUCCACCUGGAUCCGCACCAAUCGCCAUCUACUCGUCAUGUGGGAUCCAAGUAGCACAGUGAUCGACUGUGUGGACUGCCCAGUGAAGAAGAGUCUGUAUCAUUCACAAGAUGGAAUGUUGUCGUCCUCUGCCGUCUCAUUGUAUCCGAUGCAACACAUGGACAAUCCCAAGCAGUUGGUCACCCUCAAGCUCAGUGUAUACGAUCCCAUCCAAGUACAAGUAUCAUCACUUGCCAAUCAUCUUCGUCCCAAGUUCUUCAUCCACCAACUCUGCAGCCUGAAGAACACAGUCCCAUUGUGUCAUGAGCACUUGACGAACAAGGAGAUAUACAUGCUCAGCAAGUAUCCAUUUGAGCCAUCCAAGACCAUAGACACUGACUCUACCUACAUGAAUCAUUGGAGUACCUUAGUUGACAUCAACUCUACUCAUAAGAGCAUUGUAAGGUCAAACUCAGUGUAUGCCUUCAAUGUGACAAUAUCUUGGAGCAAGAAGAAGAAGAAGUAUGUUGGAUCGUUCAACGUACCAUUGAACCAAUCGCCUCUGGCCAAGAGGAUCAGUCGUGGUGACUUCCUCUGUCUACGCUAUACCAAUGAAGACAAGACCAUCCAAGCCCUUCACACAUUCAUCACCAAGGCCAACUAUGAAGAGAAGUGUGGCCGAACUCUCUGCAAGUUCUCCAUUAGGUCCGCCAAGCUCACUCAGAAGGUCUUUGUAUUGGAGAUAAUAUUCAGAGAUGAGUUCAAUCGCAACCUCAUCAAUGGUGUUCAAAGCUUCACUGAGCUGAACACAGAGUUGAAGGAGAUCAUAUUGGAUCAGAAGCCAUUCCAAUACCACAACAACUUGGGCAUCGACAACCUAAAAAUCAACCUCACGCCAGAGCAACAGAAGAUCAUACAACAAUGCAUCAACUAUCCCCUGACGAUCGUUGAGGGUCCACCUGGAGCAGGUAAGUCCACCAUAGCAUCACUCAUUUGUCGCGUGGCAGUUGGUGACCCACAGAGCAACAAUGGUAUUGUACCAAAGGUGUUGCUGUCUGGUCCAAAUGAUCAUAGUGUGGACUGGUCAUUCAAGAAGUUGAUGAGAAUGUUCCCCAACAUCAAGGCACUGCGUGUCUACAAGUCACCACUGGAUGAAUCUGCCGAGUACAUUGUACCUGAAGAUAUCAAACCAUACUCGCUGCACUACCAAGUCAAGGUGGAUCCUGUGUCCUCCAACUCCAGGGACAGAGAAGGAAUAUUGCUGAACGAUGCAAAGGUCAUAUGUUGCACGUCAGAUGUAUCAAUGGAGAAGCGUAUCACAGACCUGAACAUACCUUGGGUGAUCGUGGACAAUGCCAACCAAGAGCUUGAGCCUACCACCAUUUGCAAGUUGAACAAGGCCAGACAUCUAGUCCUACUUGGGGACUCAAUAACAGACAUCCAUGACUCUGAGGUAUCAAUCAAGAAGCAUGAUCUCACGACCAUAUUCACAACACCGUUGGCCAGAAGACUAAAGAAUGUACCCACCAUCAAGAUCUACCCAACGCAUGCAACUCCAAUGGUGUUCAAUGACCUUGGCGACCUACCUUAUGAUCCGAAGUCUAUUGUGGCUAACACCAAACCACUACUAUCCUUCUUUGAUAUCAGUGACUCUGAGGAGAAGUUAGAUAUCAAGGACUUUGAUUCAAAGGAUGAGCACCGCUGCUCCAAAUACAUCAACGAAAGAGAGGCAGCAUUUAUCUCCUACCUUGUCAACAAUCUGGUACGAAACAAUAACGCCAAUGCAUCGACCAUCACGGUCAUAUCACCCUAUUGUGCACAGAGAUGGCUCAUUCGCCGAUACCUCAGCAACUACAACUUUACUGAUAUCAAGGUUAUGUCGCACAUUGAAGCAGCCUAUACUAGGACUGAUUGUGCCAUUGUUUCCUUGGUAAGGACAAGCCCAGAUGAUCCCAUCUCAUUCGAUAAUGAGCAAUACUUCCUACGAAACCUCCUGCUAACAACCAAGGGACUCAUCUUUAUUGGCAACAUCAAUUGUUUGGAGAACAACUACAGAUGGAAGUCCUUUGCCAGCAAGAUCAGACAGCUAAAGGUGUACAGUCAGACCAACAUGAGCUCCAUGACCAAUCCAAUCUUCACGAUGGUAGAGACAGAGAACCUGUUCAAACUCAACGUCUACCAAACUAUCACCUCCAACUUCCAAGGCUUAAGUAUCCACAACUGA